AGAGAGGAGAGAGUCGCGACAGGUGACGUGGAAAAGAAAUAUAUGGAUGAUGAUUGAUGCCAGUGAUGGAGCACACCUAUUUCCCACCCAUGGCCCGACAAUCCCAAAAUCCCUCUCUUAAAACCACACCUGUUCUAGAACAUGGGCAGAGCCUUUGACCUGCCGCGUCCAUGGACCCUUCAUCCGUCGUGCAACCCUCCCUGAGCGACAAUUCUUCCCCCUCCGACCAUCCCCCGGACCACCCCUUCGAAACCCUCCAGGAACUGCUGUCCAGCGUCGCCGACGAGCACCGCAAUGCCCGCGACUCUAAUUCCGACGCCAUGACCCCCGACGAUCGGGAGCAGAAAGCUUCCCUGAUCCACGAGGCGUGCCAGAACGCCGACUUCGACGCCGUCGCCCGCUUGGCUAUCAGUCCUGGCGGUCUGCUCGAGGAUUCCCUUCGCCGCAAGGCAUGGCCGAUCUUACUGGGCUGCACACGCGCAGCCGACGACCCCGAACCAUCGCCGGGGGAUGAGACGGCGUGGAAAGAGUGGCCAGAACACCGGGACGAACAUCAGGUGCAGCUGGAUGUCGAUCGAUCCUUCGUGUACUACCCACUCGAUAUGUCAGGCAGCGAGCUGGAGCGACGCCGCGCCGAACUCCAGCAGCUCAUCGUCCGCACCCUUCGCACACAUCCGUGCCUCUGUUACUUCCAAGGCUACCACGACAUCGUCCAAGUGUUCCUCCUGGUUCUCGGAAGCGAUUCCGCUGUCCCCGCCGUGGCGCGCCUCUCGUUGCUGCGAAUCCGGGACUUCAUGCUCCCCACACUGACCGCGGCGAUGGCGCAUCUGCACCUCCUGUUUCCCAUCAUAGGCGCCGUCGACCGGAAACUCAGUCAUCAUUUGAGUCGGAUCCAACCCUUCUUCGCGCUGUCGGCGACCUUGACCAUGUACGCGCACGAGAUCCAAGGAUACGGAGAUAUCGCACGGCUGUUUGAUUUCCUCCUGGCGAACGAAGCCGUCAUGUCGAUAUACCUCUUUGCCACGAUCAUCCUCAAUCGCCGGUUAGAGCUCUUCGACCUAGACCCUUCCGACCCCGAACUCCACGCCACCCUCUCUUCCCUCCCCCGCCCUCUGAUCCUCGAAACCCUGCUCUCCCGAUGCUCCGACCUCUUCCGCUGCUACCCCCCCGAAACCCUAAAGUUCACCCAACUCCCUAAGUCCCUUCCCGCGCCGCCGCCCCUCAUCUUCCGUCCGCGACCCUGGAAGCUCAUCCCCGCGUCGUCGGUGCUCAAAUCGACGUCCCCGGUCCACCGCGUAGCGACGCAGACGCUCGAGAACGGCGAGGGGCUAUUCCAUACCUUGGCGGAGGAGAUGAAGAGGAGGCAGGUGGCCGAAGACAAGGCGCGGGAGUGGGCGCACGCCAAGCGACGGUUCCGCGCCAACGUGUGGAAGCAUCGACGGCAACUGCUCGUCACCGGUGCGGUGCUGGUCGGCGUUAUUGGCUGGUAUAUCGGACGGCGGCAACCUGGGAUGCACGUCCGCGUGGGCGAGUUGCUAUGCGGCAUUGGACGGAGGGUUUCCGCUAUUUUGGGACGUGGUCUGUGGGAACGGGAGUUGUGAGACGGAAGGCAUUGUUCAAGGUUCCGCCAUGUUGGUUGCGCUUCUCUGGGAAAACAGGGUUUCUAUACGGGCAGGUGGUAGAACCCGUAUGCAAAUCACGCGGUGUUUAUGAAAAGCAUGGGAAGGAGUUGGCGCAAGUAGAAACAAACGGGGUCCCAGUCGGGAUAGAUUCCGCAUAGGGCGUGUAACAAAAGUCGUUAAGAUGGUAUCAUACACACAAAAAUCGGUCAGUCCAAUGAAUGGCGACAUACAGGGCAAUAAAACAAGAGGUACCGACCGGGACGAACUGAUUCGGUUCGAUGUGCAUCGUCCAUCACCU
Messenger RNA from Eremomyces bilateralis CBS 781.70, 1920 nucleotides. RefSeq lists its product as uncharacterized. The record is from RefSeq and is a predicted model, not a curated record. Lineage: Eukaryota; Fungi; Ascomycota; Dothideomycetes; Eremomycetales; Eremomycetaceae. Gene Ontology annotation, biological process: positive regulation of GTPase activity; endoplasmic reticulum to Golgi vesicle-mediated transport. Gene Ontology annotation, molecular function: GTPase activator activity. Gene Ontology annotation, cellular component: endoplasmic reticulum membrane. The coding region runs from base 171 to 1601 and encodes 476 amino acids. The transcript has 4 exons.